Messenger RNA from Rhinolophus ferrumequinum (greater horseshoe bat), 4507 nucleotides. RefSeq names its product nuclear autoantigenic sperm protein (gene NASP). Lineage: Eukaryota; Metazoa; Chordata; Mammalia; Chiroptera; Rhinolophidae. Gene Ontology annotation, cellular component: nucleoplasm. Gene Ontology annotation, biological process: DNA replication-dependent chromatin assembly; CENP-A containing chromatin assembly. The record is from RefSeq and is a predicted model, not a curated record. Gene Ontology annotation, molecular function: histone binding.
AGUCGAUACUAAUAUUGUCCUCAUUUUACAUUUAAUCUUAAAACGUUACAUGACUUGGCUCAGGUCACCCAGUUAACAACAGGAGAGCCAAUUUUUGUUUGCCACAGGAAUUGGCAUUUUCAGGUCCAGCUCUAUACCCCCAAAGAUUUCAACCUGCCUGAGCCUUGACAGACUAGGAUAAGAAUCUCCCAGUGUGCCUGAAAAUGGACGUAAAUAAAAUCCUAUACUGAUGUCAUCUAGGCUACGGUGGAAAGCAAUGGAUGAUGCUCCAGGUGUGGGGAAGUGCAACCAUUUCAGCCUGCCGGUUAUCUUUCACUCAGUUGCAGGAAAUUAGGCAUACUGCUUUCCAUAAGCUACUUGUCUUGCAACUUUCUGAGCAAGUCACACCUUCCUUGAACCUUGGUUUCUAUUUCUAUCAAAUAGGGUUGAUAAUACCGAUCUCACUAGCAGCAUUUAAGAUUAAGCAAGACGGUUAAGCUGUAAAAUUUCUAAGCAGAGUACCCUCGCAUGUACUGCGCAAAUAAAUUGUAGUUCAGAGUGGACCAAAAGAGGUGGGAACAGGCUAGUCAGAGUUGGAGUCUGGGUAGAGCCUAAGCGGAUGGGGUCCGCGGAUUGGGUCAGACGAAGGGGCCGGGCCAAGAAGGAGGAGUCAGCAGUGUCCUUCCACAGCACUGAGCUUUGAAUCAAGCGCGGUAGUUUCAGGUGUAGCCAAUCCUAGACUAGCAUUUUCUUCCGUCAGUUGUUGCUAAGGCUAAUAGCCACGCGUCUCUCACCGAGAUCGGUUCUAACCGUUGCUGUACCCGUGCUCUGCUUUUGCGUGUCCAUCCGUUACGACUCAGAGAACGGACAGAAAGUUUUAGACACCUCCCCAAGUAUCCGGGCUGGAAAGAGGCUACUCGCUCCAAACAUGCAGAGCAGCACCAGCUUCCCCUUUUGUGGAAGUCGCUGGCUGACGCCGAGUCAGGAGUUGUAAUACCAAUAUUCCCGUUCUUCUUACACGACUUGCUAGAAAAGUAGGAAGUUGCUUUUUUUGGGGGAAAGCGGGCCAGGCAAGAAAGGUACCCCGUAAAACCAGAAGCCACGGUGGGGGUGUCCUUGGGUGAGACUAGGCUGAGUUCUGGCCCUUUAAACUCGAGGGGGAGGAUCCGGAAGUGGAUGGGCGGGAUGAAAGGCCCUGAUAUAUAAGAGGGCCCAGCCGCGCGGGGUCUCCAAUCUGCCAUUUUCUGUCCGCAAAUAAGUCUCUGGCAUCCGAAAUUCCCUCUAUUUUCCUCACAGGCUGUAUUCCGUCCGCUGGCCCACCACCUCAGGGGAACGAUGGCCGCAGACUCCACAGCCACUGCCGCCAUCGCCGCGGAGCUGGUUUCCUCCGACAAAAUUGAAGAAGAUGCUCCUGCCCCUUCUACCUCUGCUGAGAAAGUAGAGAGUUUGGAUGUGGAUAGUGAAGCUAAGAAACUAUUGGGUUUAGGACAGAAACAUCUGGUGAUGGGGGAUAUUCCAGCAGCUGUCAAUGCGUUCCAGGAAGCAGCUAGUCUUUUAGGUAAGAAGUAUGGAGAGACAGCUAAUGAGUGUGGAGAAGCUUUCUUUUUCUAUGGGAAAUCACUUCUGGAGUUGGCAAGAAUGGAGAAUGGUGUGUUGGGAAAUGCCCUGGAAGGUGUGCAUGUGGAAGAGGAGGAAGGAGAAAAAACAGAAGAAGAAUCUCUGGUUGAAAAUAAUGAUAACAUAGAUGAGGAAGCAAGGGAAGAGUUGAGAGAACAGGUUUAUGACGCCAUGGGAGAAAAAGAAGAAGCAAAAAAAACAGACGACAAGUCUCUGGUAAAGCCUGAAAUUGAUAAAGAACAGGAGACUGAAAUGGAGAAGGGUGGAAGAGAAGAUAUGGAUAUAAGUGAGUCUGCAGAAGCAGAGGAAAAAGUUGAAUCAACCCCAGAUCAGUUAACUGAAACCACUGAAGAGGUGAAAGGAGCAGCAGCACCAGAAGAACUGAAUGAAGCUGAGGUUGCUUCUGGGAAGCCAGAACAAGAAGCACCAGAUGCUGAGGAGGGAAAAUCAAUUUCUGCAACUGACAUCCAAGAAGAGUACAGAGAAAAAGGAGGCCAGGAGAAGCAGAGAGAAGUAAUUGUGAGCAUAGAGGAGGAGCCAAAAGAAGCUUCAGAAGAGCCGUCUGUUGUGACUGUAGAAAAGCAGGGCACUGCAGUGGAGGUAGCAGCAGAGCCUAUAGAUCCAACAGUCAAUCCAGUGGAUGUGGGUGGGAAUGAGCCAAAGGAGCAGGUAGCUGCCUCUGAAAACGAGCCAGGAAAAGCUGUUCUUGAGCAGCCGGUAGGGCAAGAAGUGCCUCCUGCUGAAGAGUCACCAGAGGUGACACCGGAGGCUGCAGAGGCCUCAGCUGGAAAAGCUGGGUCAGAAGUCUCUGAGAAGCCCAGGCAGGAGGCCACAGUUCUCCCUAAAGAUGAUGCAGUCAAUGGACUCUUAGCUGCAGGAGAUCAGACUCCUGUUGAACCAGAGACUAAUGCAGAAGGUUUGGCAGAAACAAAAGAUUGCUCAGGACUAGAGGAGGAGGUCAGGGCAGAGUUGGUUCCUAAUCAGGAGGAGACUAAGCUGUCCAUAGAAGAGUCUGGGGCAGCUGGAGAUGGGGUUGAGACCAAGGUAGCCCAGGGGGCUACUGAGAAGUCCCAUGAAGACAAAGCUAAGAUAGCUGCUAAUGAAGAAACACAAGAGAGAGAAGAACAGAUGAAAGAGGGUGAAGAAACUGAGGGCUCAGAAGAGGAGGAUAGAAAUGAGAAGGCUGAAGAAACACCCAAUGAGUCAGUUCUUGAAAACAAGUCUCUUCAAGAAAAUGAAGAAGAGGAGAUUGGAAACCUAGAGCUUGCCUGGGAUAUGCUGGAUUUAGCAAAGAUCAUUUUUAAAGGUAAACUUGGUGAUUCUAGGCUCAGGCAAGAAACAAAAGAAGCUCAGCUUUAUGCUGCACAGGCACAUCUUAAACUCGGAGAAGUUAGUGUUGAAUCGAGAAAUUAUGUCCAAGCUGUGGAGGAGUUCCAGGCUUGCCUAAACCUACAAGAGCAGUAUCUGGAAGCCCAUGACCGGCUCCUUGCAGAGACCCACUACCAGCUGGGGUUGGCCUAUGGGUAUAACUCUCAGUAUGAUGACGCAGUGGCACAGUUCAGCAAAUCUAUUGAAGUCAUUGAGAAGAGAAUGGCCCUGUUCUUUGUAGCUGUACUAAAUGAGCAGAUGAAGGAGGCUGAAGGCUCACCUACUGAAUAUGAAAAGAAAUUGAGGAGUAAGGAACUGCUGCCUGAAAUUAGAGAGAAGAUAGAAGAUGCAAAGGAGUCCCAGCGUAGUGGGAAUGUAGCCGAAUUGGCUCUGAAGGCAACUCUGGUAGAGAGUUCGACUUCAGGUUUCACUCCUAGUGGAGGAAGCUCUUCAGUCUCCAUGAUUGCCAGUAGAAGGCAAACAGAUGGUGCUUCCUCAUCAAAUUGUGUGACCGAUAUUUCCCACCUUGUCAGAAAGAAGAGGAAACCAGAGGAAGAGAGCCCCCGGAAAGAUGAUGCAAAGAAAGCCAAACAAGAGCUGGAGGUGAAUGGAGGCAGUGGGGAUGCAGUCUCCUGUGGAAAUGAAGUUUCGGAAAACAUGGAGGAGGAGGCUGAGAAUCAGGCUGAAAGCCGGGCAGCAGUGGAGGGGACAGUGGAGGCUGGAGCUACAGUUGAAAGCACUGCAUGUUAAGAGGGAGCAGAGCCUUCCUCCCAAGGGAAAGUGUUUUGUAUAUAAUGUAUUUUUUCACUUUUGGGGGAUUCUUUUUGUAUAACUUCAAUAAAGAUUGUAAUCAAAGUUUGAGGCUUUGAUGAUUUUUUUUCUUAAAUAUUGGCUGAAUCUGUGCCUUGGAGCACUCCGUGUUUUAUAUAGUGGCCAAAGGUACUUCCCCCACUUCUGUACUGGUCUCUGUGGAAAAUUCUGAUCCAAAUUCCUGUCUGUUUAAUGUGGAGCUGAUCAAAUCAAGUGUGGCUGCCGGCCCUUCGUCUUCCAAUGGUGCUAUAUUUUUUCCGUUUCAAGUACUUGACUGAACCCAGCUGUCUUGCAAACUUUCAGUGGUGCUGUCCCUGGAUGGGGGCUAUAGAAACAAGACUUGGUGAAGAUCUUGCUCUUUGGUGCUGAUACUGUGUUGUGGACUCUGAGCUGAUAACAGCCUCUAAACCAGGCCUUGGGUGGUACCUGUGUUUUGUCUAUCCAGUCUCCAACGGGGCCCAUAAUUCUGUCCUGUAAAAAGAACUCUGAAGAAAAUGGGGGUGGAACGGGUGUGAUCCUCGAGGGAAACUGGUGUGCUGAUUGUAGAGAAUUGCGAUUUCUGGUUUGAAGGUGGCUGAGGGGCUGACUGUGAUGGACACUGUGGUUGGAAGAAUUUGGGGAGGCUGGCUGGUGGAGUUAUAUUGUUUUCUGUACAGAAAGUUUGAAUUAUAUCAACACUUGGAAUUGUUAUCUGUCUGCAGUUUUGACUUCUCAAAUAAAGAUGCUACAAAGA